UGUUAAAAUAUUUAUAUUAACUAUACUAUUACAAUUCAAUACUUAUUCACUAAUACCUACACAGUUGUUCUGUUGGGGCACUAAUCACGAUCAUCUACACAUGAAGUUUUUUGACUGCGUGAAAGAUAACAUUUACAGCAAAAGUUUUGUUGAAGAAAUCAAAGUUUGAUUUAUAUGACUGCUGCGGCAAACACAGAUUGAGAACAAAUGGAUAUGAUUUUCGAUUUUGUUGUUUUAAUUUGUGUUCUUGGACGAAUUUCUGGGGAACUAACUACACAGCUUCCCGACAGACGUAAGCUCUGCACAGAUGAAAUAAGCCAAUGUAUUCUUCCAGGAUCAACAGAUAUCUGUUCUGGUAGAGGAGACUGUGUAUGUGGUAAUUGCCAUUGUAAUUCAAGAAGAGGAGAUUCACCACUGACAUACACAGGAAAAUGGUGUGAAUGUGAUCCAUCGAGUUGUCCGUCAUAUAAUGGGGUUGUUUGUGGCGGCAGUGAGCAUGGCGUCUGUGAUUGUGGAUUCUGUAAAUGUUAUAAAAACUUCGAUGGCAAAAACUGUGGAUGUUCAACAAGAAAAGAUAUGUGUACAGCAAAUGAUGGAACUACUUGUGGAGGACACGGGGAAUGUAUGUGUAACAAGUGUAAAUGUGACAAAGAAUACACAGGAGAGAAAUGUACAGAAUGCAAGAAUUGUAAUACGUGUGAUGCCAACAAAGAAUGUGUUAAAUGUAUGAUGACGAGGUCUGACAGCUCCAAAAGCGAUAAAAGUUGCCAAGAACAAUGUAGUCAGAUUAAUGUCAACCUUGUAUACGACGUAGAAAAGACAGAUUCACAAAAUAAUGAUUCUGAAAUAUUUUGUGAAUAUGAAGGAAUAACCUACAUUGUACAAACAGACAAAAACAAAGGAAUACAGAUCAAAGCUUCGAGAAUUGAAGAAAAUCCUAAAAACAGUGGAGUUAUGUAUUCCUCGAUGGUUUUUGUACCACUGCUUGCUGUAUUGACAUGGGUGUUUCAAUGAUGUGUAGUUUGUGAAGAGACUUAUGAUACAUAAUGCUGAACUUGUACCAAUAUAAAUGAUUGUGUCAAUUUAUUUUUCUUAUUAAAUAUUUAAAAUUA
Molecule: messenger RNA, 1112 nt
Organism: Mytilus californianus (California mussel)
Lineage: Eukaryota; Metazoa; Mollusca; Bivalvia; Mytilida; Mytilidae
Product: integrin beta-1-B-like
Exons: 8
Coding region: 208-1014 (268 amino acids)
Biological process (GO): cell migration; cell adhesion mediated by integrin; integrin-mediated signaling pathway
Cellular component (GO): integrin complex; cell surface; focal adhesion
Molecular function (GO): integrin binding
Source: RefSeq, a predicted model, not a curated record